AUGUGCGAAGACAUUGGUACCAUUCAGAAUCCCCAUUCAGCAAGCAAUGGAGCUGAUAGUUCCUCACCUAGCGAUGACAGCAGUCCCAGUGUGACUGACAGCAGUGUCAAUUCCCUAUUGAAUAAACUGCAAUAUGGAUUGAAACAUGACAUGGAGAGUUCAGAAACCGACAGUUCUACGACAAGCUCAGAUGAAGAGAUGACUUCGUUAGAUUCAGGUGUAAGAACAGUCAUCUAUGAGUCGGCCGGGUCAAAACAAUUUGACUCUGCCCAAAGUGAACCUAAUGCAGAAUUAAAUCGAAAUGAUAACGCGUAUGCC
Molecule: messenger RNA, 318 nt
Organism: Iphiclides podalirius (scarce swallowtail)
Lineage: Eukaryota; Metazoa; Arthropoda; Insecta; Lepidoptera; Papilionidae
Source: the annotation of a GenBank genome assembly